GGUGGUGGCAUUCUUGGCAGUUUCUUUGCCUGAUUUGUAUUUAACAAACAAAGACCCUGCGGAGCGGCUGGUUCGUGGUUGAAGUCUAAGUGGUUUGGAGAGUCAUAAAACAAAGUCUUCCAAAUUGAAGGUGCAGUGGGAAAGCUUCUGGGUUUAGUUUAUACUGAAAAUUUUGAUUUAUUCAAGGAAUUGCAUUUUGGCUACGUUGAAUCGAAACGGUUAGGUUUGUAACAGGGAAAAACAAGAAAAAGCACAGAGAGGAGAGAGAAAAAGAUGCCUUUUUUAUUCUUUUUCGCUGAUUGCCGAGUUUCGAGUUUUUGACCCUUUUCUGUUCUGGCUGUAAUCACUUCAAUGCUUUUCGAACUUUGUCAAGUUCAUGGGAAAACCAAAAAUCCAGCAGAUCGGGUUUUGAACGUCGCGGCUUAAAGAGUUCUAAUUUCGAGAAUCAGUUUGAGGGUUUUUGAAGGGUGGAGAGUCGGAUUUCGAAUUGGUUAUUCGAGAAACAAUUGGGAAAAUCAGUCCUUGGGUCCCGUUCUCUCCCUCCCUCCCUCCCUCCCUCUCUCUCUCUCACACACACACACACAUACACAUAUACAAGUGACACAGAGACCCACACAUCAUAUGGGGUUAGUGAAAUGCUAACCUGAUCAGGACUUGAAGAGUAUUUAGAUCUGUAUAAGCCAUCGGUAAGCUAGUGGAGCUGUCAUCGGUGCUUUUUCAACUGGAAAUCGGGUGUUAUGGAGAUAUCAUAUCUAAAGGCACUCCUCAACAAUAUCUCUCGUCUUGGUCAUCUUUCUUCUAACAAUGUAGAUUCUGAACCAGUUAAGAAGUACUACCAGAAGUUAGAUGAGAUAUUGAAGCUACUGAGGUCCAUACUUGAUGGAAUUGUUGAUUCUGACAAAGCUUCUGAUGAAAUUCUUAAUAAGACAUUUGAAGAGCUGGAUGGGUUUGUUGAUGAAGCUAGGGAGCUUAUUGAAAGCUGGCAUCCAAUGAUGAGUAAAGUUUAUUUUGUUUUACAAAUUGAAUCAAUAUUGGAAAGAAUUCAGGCUUCUGCAUUGGAGGUCUUCCAGAUACUGAAGUCUUUGCAUCAAAAUCUAUUUGCUGAUUUGAGUUCAGCAUCUCUUGAGCAUUGUAUUCAGAAGCUUCGUUGUAUAGGAUAUGAACAGAUGUCAACGAUCAUUAAAGAAGCUAUUAGAGAUCAAGUGGACAACUCCAUGCCAAGCUCUGAGAAACUGGUGAAACUUGCAGACUCACUAAGCUUGACAUCAAAUCAGGAACUUCUAAUGGAGGCUGUGGCCCUUGAAAAGGUGAAGGUGAAUGCAGAACAGGCUGAAAAGGAUGAAGAGGUGGCAUACAUAGAUCACAUGAUUGCUCUCGUCACCAACAUGCAUGACCGUCUUGUUAAGAUAAUGCAGUCCCAGAAUACUAAUGGAGUUACUAUCCCUCCUGAUUUCUGUUGUCCUCUCUCCCUUGAAUUGAUGACAGACCCCGUGAUUGUGGCAUCAGGACAAACUUAUGAGCGAGCUUUCAUAAAAAGAUGGCUUGAUCUGGGUCUCACUGUUUGCCCCAAGACUCGGCAGACUCUGGCACACACCAAUUUAAUUCCAAAUUAUACUGUUAAAGCACUGAUUGCAAACUGGUGUGAGUCAAAUAAUGUGAAGCUGCCUGACCCUGCGAAAUCAAUGAGCUUAAGCCAGCCUUCAGCCCUUCUUGCACAUGCAGAUUCCAGUUCCAGAGAUACAUAUAGCCUUCCAUAUUCAGGUACUCCCACCAGAAGCAACCAUCCAAAGUCACCUGAAUCUGCUAGGGCUACUUGUUCACCACAUAAGAACUUUUUUUCAUCUAAUGGAACACAUCUAGAGAGGACUUCCCCUUCACAUCCUCAAUCUGCAUCAGAGAGUGCUCUGACUAGUGGUGGUGGUAGUAAUGGGUUUGGGUUGGAUAUUGGUAGGAUGUCAUUAAUAGGUUCUGAUGAUAGGGGGAUCAACUCAGAAGAGAGGAAUUUAGGUUCAGUUGGCCAAUCUUCGAUCUCAUCAAGAAAAGAACCUGAAGAUAGUGCAGUUGAUGAGAAGCUUAAGGGACAUAAUCGAAGUCCUUCAGUCUCCAGCACAGUGUCCAGUACAGACUGUGCCCAAGGAACAAUUGCAGAUGCAAAUGAGAUCUCACGUGUGUCCAGCGAUAUGACCCACUACAGCAGUGAUGCCUCAGGCGAAGUGUCAUCAGAACCUCCAGCUCCAGCUGCCUUGGUUCCACCUAGAGAACCAGAGUUCCCAUCCCGAAUAGCGGAAACACGAUCUAGAAGCCAAACCAUCUGGCGACGGCAAUCUGAUAGGUUUAUUCCAAGGAUAGUUUCUUCUCCAGCUAUUGGCACAAGAGCUGAUCUUUUGGGAGUUGAAACUGAAGUUAAGAGGUUGGUUGAAGACUUGAGGAACACUUCCAUUGAUGUACAAAGAGCUGCCACAACUGAACUACGCCUUCUUGCUAAGCACAACAUGGAUAAUCGGAUUAUAAUUGCAGAAUGUGGGGCCAUAAGUUUGUUGGUUGGUCUGCUUCACUCAGCGGAUAGAAAGACCCAAGAGAAUGCCGUUACAGCACUUCUCAACUUGUCAAUCAAUGACAACAACAAAACUUCAAUUGCAAAUGCAGAUGCCAUUGAUCCCCUCAUUCAUGUGCUUGAGACAGGAAGUCCUGAGGCAAAGGAGAACUCUGCUGCCACCCUUUUUAGCCUUUCAGUCAUUGAAGAGAAUAAGGUCAAGAUUGGAAGGUCUGGGGCUAUUAGGCCUCUGGUGGAGUUAUUAGGCAAUGGGACUCCUCGGGGAAAGAAAGAUGCAGCGACAGCUUUGUUUAAUCUGUCUAUUUAUCAUGAGAAUAAGGCUCGGAUUGUGCAGGCUGGUGCAGUAAGAUAUCUUGUUGAGCUGAUGGACCCAGCAGCUGGAAUGGUAGAUAAGGCGGUUGCUGUUUUGGCCAACCUUGCCACAAUUCAAGAGGGGAGGGUUGCUAUUGGUCAGGAGAGAGGAAUUCCCGUUCUUGUUGAAGUGGUUGAAUUGGGUUCAGCAAGGGGAAAGGAAAAUGCGGCUGCAGCACUCCUACAGCUUUGCACAAACAGCCAUAAGUUUUGUAGCUUGGUGCUUCAAGAGGGAGCAGUCCCACCAUUAGUGGCACUGUCACAAUCGGGCACACCACGGGCCAAAGAAAAGGCACAGGCACUUCUUAGCUACUUCAGGAACCAGAGGCAUGGAAAUGCAGGACGGGGUUAAUUCGUGUUACCAACUUUGUGAGGUAAGUUUUAUAUAGUGUGUGAAUUCCAGUAUGGUAAAUAGUGCACGUCGGAAUUACUGUUGGGAUGUUGCUUGCUUGUAAAAAACCAAUUCGUGAAAAGGGGACGAUCGGGUGAACUCAAGUUCUUGUAUGUGUAUAUGGUAGACCAUUACAGUUUUAUGUCAGGCGGUCAAAGAUUGCAGUCUCUGAUGUGAGCUCUGGAAAGUGAUAGAUAUUCUUUUUUUAUGUGGUUACUAUUGUUGGCGGUGGGUUUCUCAAGUUUCUUCCAUGCCUUUGAUGUACAUUUAUUUACACUAUACUCAGAGACUGCUUUCUUUUGUAA
Nelumbo nucifera (sacred lotus) is the source of this 3601-nucleotide messenger RNA. It is a transcript of the gene PUB4, whose product is annotated as RING/U-box superfamily protein with ARM repeat domain-containing protein. Gene Ontology annotation, biological process: protein ubiquitination. Gene Ontology annotation, molecular function: protein binding; ubiquitin-protein transferase activity. Lineage: Eukaryota; Viridiplantae; Streptophyta; Magnoliopsida; Proteales; Nelumbonaceae. The record is from RefSeq and is a predicted model, not a curated record.